Diachasmimorpha longicaudata is the source of this 2407-nucleotide messenger RNA. RefSeq lists its product as uncharacterized. Lineage: Eukaryota; Metazoa; Arthropoda; Insecta; Hymenoptera; Braconidae. The record is from RefSeq and is a predicted model, not a curated record. The transcript is spliced from 5 exons. Bases 1633 to 2343 code for a protein of 236 amino acids.
UUGGACAGUUUAUUAAAUUAUUUUGAUUAACAAUAACAGUCACUUGAUAUUUUUCCAUCUGAAUGUUCAAUAAAUUCAUGUUAUUGGUCGCGGAUACUACUCAAUCAAUUUAUCGAGAAUAGAUGAAGAAUAAUGAGCUCACGUCGCUGUUAUCGUUGACAAAAUUUUCAAACUGAAAUAAAAAAUCACAUAAUUAAUUGGAAAAGAUUAAGUUAUCUAAAAACACUCAGACCCUUCGGACGAAAACCCACAACUAGUAUAAGAUUAGACUAACAGAUUAUUUCAUGUCAUUAUGUUUUCAAUCUAUCAAAUUUUAAAUUAUACCGAUCAGUUAGAUUACAAUCGAAAGUCAGACGAAUUCACAUCACUAGAGUGAGACCACGUGGAUUGCGACGCGGUUGGUCGGCAUUGCAUAACACUCGAACAUGUUCCUACGAUUCUUACGACGAGAGUAAACAGAAUUCAUCGCCUCCGGGAUUACCCGGUGGGCCCAAACUGUCGCGGACUUCCUCACGCACAGGUGUACCUGUUCAUGUCCGAAAAUUGUUUAAAAAAUCCACCUACCACCGUUAGAAUUUGCAUCAGAAAUUUCUUUGUGGUUCGUCGAUACGAGGAAACUCCGGGAGGAACUGAAAUUAAUGAUUAUUCUGAUUGAACAGUUCCUCGGAAUAAUUUCAGCAAAUUUUUUUGAGAAAAACACUGCUCAGGUGUUAUACCAUCGCUUUCAUAAUCAUCGGCACGACUCGACAGUUCGAAUAUUCACGGGAAAAGCAUUAUGUAAAUCGUAGAAUGUUUAAAGAUAUUGAACUCUCGGACGUUAUUUCGUCAGUGGGGUAUGAGUGUCAUAUGCCAGAAUCCUGGGAAUUUCCACUGACGUACGGCAGUAAUUAAUUACCAAAACAUGAUGUCUCGCUAUUGAGAGAGACAUUUCUAUUGAAUCCCAGCCUUUGUGUCUGUUCAGGUAUUUCACGCACCUCUCGUAGACAUUUUUCAAGACAUAAAGACCUCCAAAAUAAUUUUAAAAAUCGCCUGCAGUUCUAAACAAAAUCAGACAUUAAUUUCUGGGGACAAGACAAUAUGUCCGGAAAAUUACCGUGAAAAGGUCCCUGAAAAAUUCUUUCUUCGCUAAAGGAUUGACCCAGUAAUGUCAGACCUCAAUUUCGCAAUUAAUUAGUCAUAAAAUGACACCUAGAUUCCUCUCGGAGUCGAGAAUUCUGCCAUUGACCUACAAACCAGUUCACUAUUAAUAUAUUCCCAACAAUCUGGAGCGGAAUAAAAAAAAUGUCUCCAGGGUACAAGUGGAGAUGAAAACUCCGGCAAAAAAUCACUCGCAUGGAGAUAAUUCUAAAUUUAAUGCUUCGAUGAAGUGGUAUUGAGUGACCUGAGCUGUGAAAUUCCAUUGGAAAAAUUGUUACAAGGAUGCUCAGGGUUCACGCCCCAGAAUCUCAGGUCUCGUCUUCAUUGGAAGAAGAAAAAUAUAAAUAACAAACGGGUCUUGAUUAGCAAUCGUUCCGUCAUUCUCGAUAUUACCACUCACUCGGCAAAAUCCUUCUUCACUCCACGUCCACUUGCACAAUCCCGUCGCUGCAGCAGAUCUCGCGUGGCUCGAAAUAUAUUUUCAAGUGCUUCCUGAUGCUCCCGGAUAUGGAGAGACUGUUUGUGAUCGUUUGUGCACUUGGGGCUGUGAGAUCGGUCCUGAUGGAGCGAUCUGUUGCCGCUGAGGAUUACAACCAUAAUUAUAUCAGUUUGAAUUAUCUACAGAGGGGAGUACAAGAUAACAGAAUUGACGAAAUUCCCCUGCACAGGCCCUACGAUCGUAAAACCGAACGAGAAGCUGAGUACGAAAUCUACAGAUUGUUAUCAAUCGCACAAGGACCAGCUGAUAUGGUAAAAUUGGAUGCUCUGGGGGAUCGUCUGAUAUCGCAUGCGAAUGUGACGGAAGAGGCACGAAGAGUUGUGAGACAGGUGAAGAAGCAGCGACCGGGAUUCUUCUGGUCGCUCUUUCGGAUCGCCUUCGAGAAUUUAAGUGACACCGUGUCAACAGUGCAGGAGAUUAUUCAGUCCAUUAAUAGGGGUAUCAACCCCACGACGACGACGUCUAGAACCCCGACGACCACUGGGCCGAGCAACGCCAGCACGACGACCCCCGAACCUCCAUUCGCCCUCACUGCGGAGGGCGUUGCCACCAUCAUUAGGAGGAAUUUCAAAGGACUUGUUAGACUGUUUAAUAUUGAGUGGAAAGAUGCCAUUGAUGGAUCAAAAGUCAGUAUUCGUGAAUUCAAGAAGGACCUGGGGAAGAGCAUAGCGACAUCCCUCGCAGACAACCCGAAGGCUUACGUUUAGCAAAUAAGUUCCUUCGAUAACUCCUGUAAAUAUUCAGUGAUAUAAAUUUUCAAUUUGUACAGAG